AGACCCAAGGCGCCUGGAAGGCGGAUGGAGCUAAUGACCACUCAUAGUACAGCGAGGCCGGAGCUUUCGAGAGCAGGGGGCGUUGCCUCUGGUGCAGGCUCCGGCCAUGGGUUGGCAGUGCUUCGUGUGCCCAGAGCGCCCGAUGCUGGGGGCCGUUAAAGGAUUAGACGCACUGGUGCCGGGGACCCAGGCUUCGCUCGAGUUCCAGAGACGCCGGCUGGGGAGCAGCUGACUGCUCACCUCGCCCCGAGCGAAGGCGUUGCUCCUACCGCUUCCCUGCGCAGAAUUCAUGAAUGAAGACGUACGUCGCAGCGUUGUAGGGCAUCGUAAUCAGCGCGUGCCAGAGCUCUUACUAUGCAGUCUCCUUCACCUGACGCAACCCCGGGCCACUCCGCCGAUGAGCGAGAGGGAGCCAUCGCUGUCCAGGCGCAGUGUCCCCACUCUUCCCUGCCGCAGAGCCGGGAUACUGGCUUUGGACGUGCAGGAUCAGCUCCUCUCCGUCUUCUGUGCUUUUGUUGCAACCCCAGACCUCUGGUGUAAAACACUGGCAAGCUCAGAGUUGGAACUGGAAGUGAAGUCUUUGGAAAAGCAAAGGAAGCCGAUGUUUGCGGGACCCUUGGGUGGUGGGACAUCCAGGAGGACGACUCGGUACUUUUUCAAGCUCGGGGAGGUUGUGAGAGUGAGGGGCGUGGGCCCACCUUCAUCCUGAGAGGGGUUAUUUUUGAAAAUGACUUUACAUUUUCCUGAGCAGCCAUGACCAGUGAAGUGAAUACCGUUGGGUGCAUUUUCACUUCUCUUACUACCCUUUCAUUUCCACCGAGACUGAACCCACGGGAGCCAGGAGACUGUCUGCUGGUGUCUCCUCAAGGUGCAGAGGCUGAGUCAGGCGGAAGGCAGUAGCUGGGAGCUGGAUCUGUGCCUGGGAGACAGGGAGGCUGGUCUCUGCCGAGAGCCGCUCCGUGCUACAUAAUCCUGGGCUACUCCGAGUCACCAGACCUUGAGUUUGAAUAUGCUGACACAGACAAGUGGGCCGCAGAGCUGUCGGAGCUUUACAGCUACACGGAAGGACCAGAAUUCCUGAUGAACAGAAAAUGCUUCGAGGAAGACUUCAGGACUCAUGUGACAGACAAAAAGUGGACCGAGCUGGACACCAACCAGCACCGAACCCAUGCCAUGAGGCUCCUGGAUGGCUUGGAAGUCACUGCCAGGGAGAAGAGACUCAAGGUGGCUCGAGCAAUUCUCUACGUUGCCCAAGGCACCUUUGGCGAGUGCAGCUCGGAGGCAGAGGUGCAGUUCUGGAUGCGCUACAACAUCUUUCUGCUGCUGGAGGUGGGCACGUUCAACGCCUUGGUGGAGCUUCUGAACAUGGAAAUAGACAACAGCGCCGCGUGCAGCAGUGCCGUGAGGAAGCCCGCCAUCUCCCUGGCUGACAGCACAGACCUGAGGGUGCUGCUCAACAUCAUGUACCUGAUCGUGGAGACCGUGCACCAAGAGUGCGAGGGCGACAAGGCUGAGUGGAGGGCUGUGCGACAGACCUUCAGAGCCGAGCUGGGCUCCCCACUGUACAACAAUGAGCCAUUUGCCAUCAUGCUGUUUGGGAUGGUGACCAAAUUUUGCAGUGGCCACGCCCCUCACUUCCCAAUGAAGAAAGUUCUUUUGCUGCUCUGGAAGACUGUAUUGUGCACACUGGGCGGCUUUGAGGAGCUGCAGAGCAUGAAGGCUGAGAAGCGCGCCCUCCUGGGCCUCCCCCCGCUGCCCGAGGACAGCAUCAAGGUGAUCCGCAACAUGAGGGCCGCCUCGCCGCCGGCGUCUGCCUCCGACCUCAUCGAGCAGCAGCAGAAAAGGGGCCGCCGGGAGCACAAGGCUCUGAUAAAGCAGGACAACCUAGAUGCCUUCAACGAGCGGGACCCCUACAAGGCCGACGACUCCCGGGAAGACGAGGAGGAAAAUGAUGACGACAACAGUCUGGAAGGGGAGACCUUUCCCCUGGAGCGGGAUGAGGUGAUGCCUCCCCCACUGCAGCACCCCCAGACCGACAGGCUUACCUGCCCAAAGGGGCUCCCGUGGGCCCCCAAGGUCAGAGAGAAGGACAUUGAGAUGUUCCUCGAGUCCAGCCGCAGCAAGUUCAUAGGCUACACCCUGGGCAGUGACACGAACACAGUGGUGGGGCUGCCCAGGCCGAUCCACGAAAGCAUCAAGACUCUGAAACAGCAUAAGUACACGUCCAUCGCCGAGGUCCAGGCGCAGAUGGAAGAGGAGUACCUUCGUUCUCCUCUCUCAGGGGGAGAAGAGGAAGUCGAACAGGUCCCUGCAGAAACUCUCUACCAAGGCCUCCUCCCCAGCCUGCCCCAGUACAUGAUUGCCCUCCUGAAGAUCCUGCUGGCUGCAGCCCCCACCUCAAAAGCCAAAACCGACUCGAUCAACAUCCUGGCAGACGUGCUCCCCGAGGAGAUGCCCACCACGGUGUUGCAGAGCAUGAAGCUGGGGGUGGACGUGAACCGCCACAAAGAGGUCAUCGUCAAGGCCAUUUCUGCCGUGCUACUGCUGCUGCUCAAGCACUUCAAGUUGAACCACGUCUACCAGUUUGAAUACAUGGCCCAGCACCUGGUGUUUGCCAACUGCAUCCCUUUGAUUCUAAAGUUCUUCAAUCAAAACAUCAUGUCCUACAUCACCGCCAAGAACAGCAUUUCUGUCCUGGAUUACCCUCACUGCGUGGUGCACGAGCUUCCAGAGCUGACGGCAGAGAGCCUGGAAGCGGGGGACAAUAACCAGUUUUGCUGGAGGAACCUCUUCUCUUGUAUCAAUCUGCUGCGCAUCUUGAACAAGCUGACCAAAUGGAAGCACUCAAGGACGAUGAUGCUGGUGGUGUUCAAGUCGGCGCCCAUCCUGAAGCGGGCCCUGAAGGUGAAGCAGGCCAUGAUGCAGCUCUACGUGCUCAAGCUGCUCAAGGUGCAGACCAAGUACCUGGGGCGGCAGUGGCGCAAGAGCAACAUGAAGACCAUGUCCGCCAUCUACCAGAAGGUGCGCCACCGGCUGAACGACGACUGGGCCUACGGCAACGAUCUCGAUGCCCGGCCCUGGGACUUCCAGGCAGAGGAGUGCGCCCUCCGCGCCAACAUCGAACGCUUCAACGCCCGGCGCUAUGACCGGGCCCACAGCAACCCCGACUUCCUGCCAGUGGACAACUGCCUGCAGAGUGUCCUGGGCCAGCGAGUGGACCUCCCUGAGGACUUCCAGAUGAACUAUGAUCUCUGGCUGGAAAGAGAGGUCUUCUCCAAGCCCAUUUCCUGGGAAGAGCUGCUGCAGUGAGGCUGCUGGGCAGGGGACUGAGAGAAACUGAUGACCUGUUCCCUGGGGGAGUGUCCUCACGUGUGGCUGCAGUGCCCCCGUCCUCCUCCAGGUGGCAGCACGGCUCCACUGUCUCACAGUGGUGCCCUGGGCUUAUUUAUAGGUGACCUGGGGUGGCCUCGCCCAGUGAUGGCCAGCAUCCUGCUGCAUCUCUGCGUGGAACACACCCUCCCUUCACUACCCUCCCUCCCCUUGCCAUCCUCUUUUAAACAUGAUUGGCUGCAGCUCAUUUCACACCCAAGGCUGGGCGGAGCUGGGGGCUGGGAACUCACUGCAUCUGAGUUUCAAGGGUCACACCGAGCCCUCCUGAGACAGCAGAUGCUUGGCGUGCCAGCUGAGGAGGAGGGCUUAGGACCGGGGCAGGAGCCGCAGCCAGACGUCGGAUCGUGCUUAUGGUUUGGGGGUUUCUGAUGGCAUUCCAGCCUCCUGCUGAGUCUCACCCGGAAGCAGUUGCAGAGGACCCCGUGGCUGCCUCGGCACUUUGCUUUUGGACAAGGGUUGAGGGAGGAGGAGGGGCUUCCAUCUUCCCUCCUGGUUGGCAAGGGCCUGUAGAUAUCCAUGUAUAAAUCGGUGUGUCGUCUCCUGUGGCAUGGUGGGCUUUCUCAUGUGUUUAUGUACUCUGUUUACAUUAAAAGGAAGCAAAAAC
Molecule: messenger RNA, 3994 nt
Organism: Lepus europaeus (European hare)
Lineage: Eukaryota; Metazoa; Chordata; Mammalia; Lagomorpha; Leporidae
Gene: STRIP1
Product: striatin interacting protein 1
Exons: 21
Coding region: 1081-3309 (742 amino acids)
Biological process (GO): cytoskeleton organization
Cellular component (GO): cytosol
Source: RefSeq, a predicted model, not a curated record